Magallana angulata is the source of this 1846-nucleotide messenger RNA. Its product is annotated as monocarboxylate transporter 12-like. Gene Ontology annotation, biological process: transmembrane transport; monocarboxylic acid transport. Gene Ontology annotation, molecular function: monocarboxylic acid transmembrane transporter activity. Lineage: Eukaryota; Metazoa; Mollusca; Bivalvia; Ostreida; Ostreidae. The coding region runs from base 172 to 1491 and encodes 439 amino acids. The record is from RefSeq and is a predicted model, not a curated record. The transcript is spliced from 6 exons.
UCUGUUCACAUCUAUAUAGCAGGUGCUUUAAAAAUGAAUAAAACAACCACACUAGACCCUUAGUGGAUACCAUACAGUCUAACUCCGUUCAGUAUAAAGGUAACAACAAGUGCUGAGGCAGGUAUAUAACGUUGUUCGGGGCCCAAAUAACACAGGUAAACUACGUCUCGGAUGCCACCCAAAGUGUCCAAAGAUACGACCCACGGUUGGCUGGUGGUGGCCACAUGCUCCGCGGCCUUCUUCUUGUUCAUUGGGAACGCUAGCUGCCUCGGUUUGGUGGAGGUGGAACUAAGUAGCUUGUUCAAAGAUUCCGGAUCUUCCCUGUCGGCCAUCAAUGCUCUGUAUAAUGGACUUGGCUGGGGUCUAGCUCCAGUUGUAGCGGCGUUAACUAAAUUUUUCUCCUGUCGUCUGCUCUCCUGUUGCGGAUCUUUCCUCUGUUUCCUCGGUUUCUUUGUAGCCUCGACUUCACAAUCACUUCCGGUAAUCGUAUUCUGUACAGGAGUUCUCCCAGGCAUAGGUUUCAGUCUAAUGGUUGUUUCAUCAAACAUUCUCCUCAGCGAAUACUUUGACAAGAAGCGCCCCCUGGCGCUUAUUAUCAGCGUCAUAGGUGGCGGUAUGGGUAUUGUUUUGUUUCCGCAUAUUUUUACAACCCUGAACCAAACGUACGGAAUCCACGGAACCUUCCUGAUCCUAUCUGCCCUAAACAGUCACGGGAUCAUGUUCUCAAUCCUUUAUGACGUCAGUCUGGCUAACAGCAAACCAAAUGCAAUGGCCAUAAUGAGGCAAGUUUACCGGACCGUAUUUGACCCCGAACUUCUGAGAUCGGCGCGGUACACGGGGGUGUGUGCGGCCUAUCUGUUGCUCUAUGUGGCCUAUGGGAUCCCUUUCCUGUUCCUUCCGGUCAAAAACGCAAAGACGGGACUCUCUAAGGAAGUGACAUCACUUUUGAUAUCUGUGAGCGGAAUCUCUAACCUUGCCUCCCGAUUCAUCAUGGCGGGACUCGCCAGCACUUCCGGUCAAAGACGACGCCUUUUUCUGUCUGUAUCUUUUGCUAUGAACGCGGUGUCCUUUCUCUUUUUUCCACUUUUUUCUGACAUUUUGUUUCUGUCAGUCGGGGCUGUGUUGUUUGGGUUUUCAGCUGGAAUCUUCAUCAGCAUCACACCCCCUGUAUUAAUAGACCUGUUUGGAGUAGACAAGUUGUCCAGCACCCUGGGGACUAACUACCUCGUCAUAGGGACCGGUUACCUUCUAGGGGGACCACUCAUGCGCCACCUAUCCCUGGCGAUGUCGGCCAUUGACCCCGUGUUCUACACUUCCGCCGGAUGUACAGUUAUGGGAAUGCUGUUGAUUAUGACAGUCUCUUGUGACGGCAGGAAUCUGGCGAGAAUUCUGAAGAUAAUUAAACGACAUUUUGCUCCAGUCUCAAUCCCCCCGGUGUUACCAAUUAAUACUGACGGUGGGAUAUUUACAAUUAGUUACCGGAAGUACUGAAAAUAGCGGAAGUAUACCGGUCAUGUCAGUGUGGGGGUCCCCGACAGGCGUGGACGAAGAUUCGAGUUUCAAUCAGAGCAGACUUAAGCUUGACCAUCAAACUUUAUCAAACUGUGAUUAAGAAGUAUUUUGCAUGUGCAUGUAUCCUACUAGUUAAAAGUAGUUAGAUAUCAAGAUGAAAUAUAUAUAAUGGAUAUGCAUGAAAGAAUUAUAACUGUUACUCCUAAGCGUAUCGUGUGUAGCUGCAUUGUGUUUAUGAUUGAUAUUACAAGAGAAGUGAACACAAUAGUCGUUCAUAUAUUUUUAUAUUAAUGUGAAAUAAAAAGAUGAUAACAAUAAUAAAAGUCAUGAUAAA